UAUAAGGCAGGCUUUUGCUGAUAUGCGAACAAAUGCUGAUCUGAAAGGAGGGCCUAACUGAGUGCAAGUCGUUUGGAACCACCAUCAUGACGACUGAAGAAGAAGAGAUGGCGGAGGUUCGGUCGCGGCGUAAGAAGCACACAUACAGCGUAUCUCAGGUGCCUUCCGUGGACGACGUGCACCUGGCGCACGCAGACACGUCAGAGGGUUUCUUUGCCCGUGGGCGAGAGUUUGAGAGUGUGUACGUGAACCACCGCUAUACCACACAGGAGCGCGAGGAACUGUCAAAAUUUGACAGUCUGGACUACCUGCCGUCACACAGCUUCGCCUACAAAAACUGGAUCAAGCGGCAGCCAAGCAGGCUGGACUGGGACCGCUGGGUGAUGAUGGGUCUGAUUGGGUUCUCUGUGGGGUUUCUGGGGUUCCUGCUUCACCAGAUUAUCGAGAUCAUCUCUGAGUACAAGUGGGAGAAAGCUGAAGACUUCAUCAGGGAUGGAGACAUAGCCGUGGCGUACAUCUGGGUUCUGGGCAUCAGUCUGCUGCUGGUUAUAGUGGGGUCCGUUCUGGUCGUGUACUUCCGGCCAUCAGCAGGGGGCUCUGGUAUGCCUGAGCUGAUCGGGUUUCUGAACGGGACGGUUGUUCGGCACAUCUUUAACGUGAAGACGUUUGCAGUGAAGUUCCUGUCCUGUGCCUGUGCCGUGGCCAGCGGGCUGCCUGUGGGGCCGGAGGGGCCCAUGAUUCACAUGGGCGGCCUGAUUGGAGCCGGUUUGAGCCAGUUCCGGUCGGGAACUCUCGGGUUUGCGCUGCCGUUUUUCCAGAGGUUCAGGAAUUCGGAAGACAGGAGGAACUUUAUCCAGGCAGGGGCCGGCGCUGGUGUUGCUUCUGCAUUCGGAGCGCCCGUCGGAGGUUUGCUGUUUGCUAUGGAGGAGGUUUCGUCGUUCUGGAACAUGAAGCUGACGUGGCAGACAUUUUUCUGCUGCAUGAUCGCGACCUUCACCACCGACCUUUUCAACUCAGCCUUCACCAGUUUCCAGUACAAGGGCAGCUUCGGGCUCUUCAGGGCCGAGAAAUACAUCCUGUUUCAGGUCCGUAACGAGAUCCCUGUGAACAUCCUGGCGUUCGUGCCGACGGUUGUACUGGGCGUGCUCGGUGGCCUGCUGGGCGGGCUCUUCACCUUCUGUAACCUGAAGAUCGUCCGCGGCCGCCGAGCGUUGCUCGCUAAACUGUCCGACGACUGGAAGAGGAAAGUCGUCCGCGUCUCCGAACUCUGCAUCAUUAUUACCCUCACAGUGACGGCCUCAGUGUUCCUGCCGGCUGCGUUCCCCUGCAGUCCCUUCACCUGCUACAGUUCUCACAGGUACCCUUCACCUGCUACAGUUCUCACAGGUGUUGCCAAUAACACAAAACUGUAUCCCCCCAUGCAGACCCUCACAGUGACAGCCUCAGUGUUCCUGCCGGCUGCGUUCCGCUGCAGUCCCUUCACCUGCUACAGUUCUCACAACGAUGUCAUCAGGAGUCCUGAGUGCCUGUCGCCUGAGAACCACACCAUCCACACAGAGAAUGACGUUUCUCUCUACACCUGCCCUCCCGGCGUGGUCACCAGGUUUGACAACAACUCUCUCACCACCAACAAGACAUUCAACCAAGUUGCGACCCUGAUGUUUGUGACGGGAGAGGAGGCGAUCCACCACCUGUUCUCCCGGGAGACGCACCACGAGUUCAGCUACGGGCCGCUCUUCGCCGUUCUCGCCAUCUACUUCUUCCUAGCCUGCUGGACCGCCGGGUCUGCCAUCUCAAGCGGACUGGUCGUGCCCAUGGUGUUAAUAGGGGCGCUGUACGGGCGGAUAGUCGGCCUGUCCAUGGUCUCCAUGUUCGGAGUGAUGGACAAGACAGUGAACGAGUACUGGGCCUGGAUGGACCCGGGCGCCUUCGCCCUGAUCGGAGCCGCUUCGUUCUUCGGAGGAGUUUCCCGCCUCACCAUGUCACUCACUGUCAUCAUGAUGGAGAUGACCAAUGACGUGCAGUUCCUCCUGCCCAUCAUGGUGUCCAUCAUGGUUGCUAAGUGGGUGGGUGACUUCGUGACCCAUCCCCUGUACCACGCGCUGCUGGAGCUGAAGUGUAUCCCCUUCCUGGACGCAGAGCCCGUCAUCAUACACGAGGGGGACAAACCAGUGAACCUGGAGCUGCACAUGGCGCGAGACGUUAUGGCGGCCCCGCCCUGCGUCAUCUCCACACGGGAGUCCGUCGCUAACCUCGCACACCUGCUGCUGGACACCCCCCACGGGGGCUUCCCGGUGGUACAUUCCAGCAGGGAGGGGCAGGACAAGACCUUCUACGGCAUGAUAACCAGAAUAGAGCUGAGUGUGAUCCUGUUCCAUCCUGAACUGUUCGAGACGAGAGAAAACCCGUCUGAAGAAGACCCAGAAGUCACACUGCUGGACUACCAACAGACAACUAUCCACAAGUUGUACAACACGGACGAGAUUGAGGAGCUUCUGACCAAAUUUUGUGACGAUCCUGAUUAUGAACAACAGUUUGUCAACUUGCAACCGUACGUGAACCAGUCUGCGCUGUCAGUGCGGGACAACUUCUCACUCCACAGAACCUACAUCAUCUUCCGCACACUGGGCCUCAGACAUCUCACCGUCGUGGACGAUACCAACAAGGUCGUGGGCAUCAUCACCAGGAAGGACCUGAUGGGGUUCCACCUGGAGGAGUCGCUGGCGGCCAUCUUGCAGCAGCAGCUAGAGCAGAACAACAUCCGGGUCGAGAUGGCCGAGGUCACCGACAUGAACAACAGCACAACGGCAUGACGUCACCAUGGUAACAAUAAACAGUAAACGAUAGUGUUGCCAUGGCAACAUAGCAGUAAAUAAGAUACUAGUAACCUGUAGGAUACAAGUUGCAAGGUUGUUGUUCUACUGGAUUUAGUUAUCAACAGCACAACGGCAUGAGGUUGCCACGGUGACGAGACAGUAAACAAUAGUGUUGCCAUGGCAGCGUACCAGUAAACAAGGUAACCAGUAGGAUGCAAGGGGCAAGGUUGUUUGUUGUGUUGCUGGAUGUAAGAAUCAGGGACCAGACAUUUUAUACACGGAUGCAAUGUUUGUAUUUAUAUAUGUUGACGUUCGUGAGCCAUUCGUAGUACUUAUUUGAUCAGUAAAUGUACAAAACACAGAGAUCACUAAGAUUAUAUAAUGAGAUUUAAGUUUAUUACUGUUACAUGUAUGUGCAAAAAAUAAGCAAGUUGAUUAUAUCUGAUAUUCAAAGACUUUUUUAUGCAGGUGAGGGUUUUAGGCUUGCCAAACGUGUUCCAGGUGACAAAUCUUUAUAAAUUACCUGUGAUAAGAUAAUUUUAGUU
Branchiostoma belcheri (Belcher's lancelet) is the source of this 3361-nucleotide messenger RNA. Its product is annotated as chloride channel protein D-like. NCBI's taxonomy places the organism in Eukaryota, Metazoa, Chordata, Leptocardii, Amphioxiformes, Branchiostomatidae. The record is from RefSeq and is a predicted model, not a curated record. Gene Ontology annotation, molecular function: voltage-gated chloride channel activity. Bases 87 to 2813 code for a protein of 908 amino acids. The transcript is spliced from 21 exons. Gene Ontology annotation, cellular component: intracellular membrane-bounded organelle; membrane. Gene Ontology annotation, biological process: transmembrane transport; chloride transport.